GGGCGGCGGGCGGCGGGCGGGCAGGCGGGCGGCCUCGGAGGCGAGAAGGAGCAGUGGCAGCAGUGGUGGCGGCGGCGGCCGGCAGCCGGCAGGCCCAGCUGGGGACUCGGAGCCGGUGGCGGCCGCGGCGGCGACGAUAGUGGCGGCGGUGACUGCUUCUCGCAGGGGACCUGGAGUCUGUGACUGGGCCCUCCCUCCGAGGCCCUGCACGGGCAGCCCGCGGGACACCCCACCCUCCUCCUCCUCCUCCUCCCCUUUCCUCUUUCACCUGCUCCUCGCCAUCCUCCUCGUCCUCCUCCCCAUCCUUCCACCUCAGCUGCCCCCUGCUCAGUUUCUCUGGAGCUGCCAGCACCCCAUUAUCAGCAGCCCGACCUCUCUCCAUCCCCAGCAUGCUUUUCCCGUGGGGGCUGAGGGCUUGAGGACUCAGCCGACACCGUCUGCAAAGCAGGGCCCAGGUUCCUGGGGGGAGGGGGGAAGGGGGCGGCCCCCUCCCCCCCCGUGGACCCUCCCCUCCCCCACUUCUCCUGAUGGCCGGCUUCCUCUUCUCCACCCAGACCUCGCCCCCUGUGGCCCCCCCAGGCCGGCCAGGCUAGGGGAGGGGGUGGGGGCCCUUUCCUGGGGCCGGCUUCCCCCUCCCCUCCGUUCUUGCCUGCCUUUCCUCCUUCCCCCUCUCCUCUCUACCCUUCUCUCCUCCAUUUUCUCCUUCCCUUUCCUCCCCUCCCCAGCCCGCCCUCUCCUCUUCCACCUGUCCUUCCUCCUUGCUCCUGGGGAGCCACUGUUUUGGCUUAGUUGGGGGCCGCCAGCAGCGGCGGGCGGCGGGGGAGGGGGCCUUCUGGACUGCCCUCUCCCCCCGCCCCAGCCGCACACCGCCAGCGCCACAGCGUCUCCCGCUGUCGCUCCUCGGGCCUCGAGGGAGCCCUGCCCUCCGUCCCACCAGGAUCCGUGGCGAGUGGGGGCCGCGGCAGCUGCGUCCCCAUGAGGAGGGGAGGAAGAUGCCGGCUGAGCUGCUGCUGCUGCUGAUUGUUGCCUUCGCCAGCCCCAGCUGCCAGGUGCUCUCAUCACUGCGCAUGGCUGCGAUCCUGGAUGACCAGACUGUGUGUGGCCGUGGCGAACGUCUGGCCCUUGCACUGGCCCGAGAGCAGAUCAACGGGAUCAUUGAGGUCCCCGCCAAAGCCCGAGUGGAAGUUGACAUCUUUGAGCUGCAGCGGGACAGCCAGUACGAGACCACAGAUACCAUGUGUCAGAUCCUGCCCAAGGGAGUCGUGUCUGUCCUAGGACCCUCCUCCAGCCCAGCGUCUGCCUCCACUGUGAGCCAUAUCUGCGGGGAGAAAGAGAUCCCCCACAUCAAGGUGGGUCCUGAGGAGACGCCCCGCCUGCAGUACCUGCGCUUCGCGUCUGUGAGCCUCUACCCCAGCAACGAGGAUGUCAGCCUAGCUGUUUCCCGGAUCCUCAAGUCCUUCAACUACCCCUCGGCCAGCCUCAUCUGCGCCAAGGCUGAGUGCCUACUGCGAUUGGAGGAACUGGUACGUGGCUUCCUCAUCUCCAAGGAGACACUUUCGGUGAGGAUGCUGGAUGACAGCCGGGACCCCACGCCCUUGCUCAAGGAGAUCCGUGACGACAAGGUGUCCACCAUCAUCAUCGACGCUAAUGCAUCCAUCUCCCACCUUAUCCUCCGUAAGGCCUCGGAGCUGGGAAUGACCUCAGCAUUUUACAAGUAUAUCCUCACCACCAUGGACUUCCCCAUUCUGCAUCUGGAUGGUAUCGUGGAAGAUUCCUCUAACAUCCUGGGCUUCUCCAUGUUCAACACCUCCCACCCCUUCUAUCCUGAGUUUGUGCGCAGCCUCAACAUGUCCUGGAGAGAGAACUGUGAAGCCAGCACCUACCCGGGCCCCGCGCUGUCGGCUGCCCUGAUGUUUGACGCGGUGCAUGUGGUGGUGAGUGCUGUCCGAGAGCUGAAUCGCAGCCAGGAGAUUGGUGUGAAGCCACUGGCCUGUACAUCAGCCAACAUUUGGCCCCACGGGACCAGCCUCAUGAACUACCUGCGCAUGGUAGAGUAUGAUGGGCUGACUGGGCGGGUCGAGUUCAACAGCAAAGGCCAGAGGACCAACUACACCCUGCGCAUCCUAGAGAAGUCGCGACAAGGCCAUCGUGAGAUAGGGGUGUGGUACUCUAACAGGACAUUGGCCAUGAAUGCCACCACCUUGGACAUCAACCUGUCGCAGACACUGGCUAACAAGACCCUGGUGGUCACGACCAUCCUGGAGAACCCAUAUGUCAUGCGGCGGCCUAACUUCCAGGCCCUGUCGGGCAACGAGCGCUUUGAGGGCUUCUGCGUGGACAUGCUGCGGGAGCUGGCUGAGCUGCUGCGCUUCCGCUACCGCCUGCGGCUGGUGGAAGACGGGCUGUACGGGGCACCUGAGCCCAACGGCUCCUGGACGGGCAUGGUCGGCGAACUCAUCAACCGGCAGAAGGCAGACCUGGCCGUGGCUGCAUUCACCAUCACAGCCGAGCGAGAGAAGGUCAUCGACUUCUCCAAACCCUUCAUGACCCUGGGCAUCAGCAUCCUGUACCGAGUGCACAUGGGCCGCAAGCCUGGCUAUUUCUCCUUCCUGGACCCCUUCUCCCCUGCCGUGUGGCUCUUCAUGCUCCUCGCCUACCUGGCUGUCAGCUGUGUCCUGUUCCUAGCUGCCAGGCUGAGCCCGUACGAGUGGUACAACCCACACCCCUGCCUGCGGGCACGGCCACACAUCCUGGAAAACCAGUACACGCUAGGCAACAGCCUCUGGUUCCCUGUGGGGGGCUUCAUGCAGCAAGGCUCGGAGAUCAUGCCCCGGGCGCUGUCCACGCGCUGCGUCAGCGGAGUCUGGUGGGCCUUCACCUUGAUCAUCAUCUCCUCCUACACGGCCAACCUGGCCGCCUUCCUCACCGUGCAGCGCAUGGAGGUGCCCGUGGAGUCAGCUGAUGACCUGGCAGAUCAGACCAACAUCGAGUAUGGCACCAUCCACGCAGGUUCCACCAUGACCUUCUUCCAGAACUCGCGGUACCAGACAUACCAGCGCAUGUGGAACUACAUGCAGUCGAAGCAGCCUAGUGUGUUCGUCAAGAGCACGGAGGAGGGCAUCGCCCGUGUCCUCAACUCCCGCUACGCCUUCCUGCUCGAGUCUACCAUGAACGAGUACCACCGGCGCCUCAACUGCAACCUCACCCAGAUCGGGGGCCUCCUCGACACCAAGGGCUACGGCAUCGGCAUGCCGCUGGGCUCCCCGUUCCGGGAUGAGAUCACGCUGGCCAUCCUGCAGCUCCAGGAGAACAACCGACUGGAGAUCCUGAAGCGCAAGUGGUGGGAGGGAGGCCGCUGCCCCAAAGAAGAAGACCACCGCGCAAAAGGUCUGGGCAUGGAGAACAUUGGCGGGAUUUUUGUCGUGCUCAUCUGUGGCCUCAUCAUUGCUGUCUUCGUGGCAGUCAUGGAGUUCAUAUGGUCCACGCGGAGGUCAGCAGAGUCAGAAGAGGUGUCCGUGUGCCAGGAGAUGCUGCAGGAGCUGCGUCACGCCGUGUCUUGCCGCAAGACUUCCCGUUCCCGCAGGCGCCGGCGCCCAGGUGGCGCCAGCCGGGCCCUCCUGUCGCUGCGUGCUGUCCGCGAGAUGCGCCUCAGCAACGGCAAGCUCUACUCGGCCGGCGCGGGAGGCGAUGCGGGCGGCGCGCACGGGGGACCCCAGCGCCUCCUGGACGACCCCGGGCCGCCCAGCGGCGCGCGGCAGCCCGCGCCCACGCCCUGCACCCACGUGCGCGUCUGUCAGGAGUGCCGGCGCAUCCAGGCGCUGCGGGCCUCUGGGGCCGGCGCGCCUCCGCGUGGCCUGGGCGCCCCUGCCGAGGCCACCAGCCCGCCCAGGCCACGACCUGGCCCUUCCGGCCCCCGCGAGCUGGCGGAACACGAGUGACCACGGGCAGAACCUGGACUGAACGCAGGGACACGGCCCGCCCCAGGCCCCUGCUGCCCCCGCUGCCUCAGCGGGUGAAGAAGAGGACUUGUGCCCGGGGACCCGGGGGCGCGGGCACUCGGCCCUGGCUCCAUUGUGGACUCCAACCAGGCACCGGAGCCUGCCUGUGCCCUCUGGUGGACUAGCGAGAAGGCGCCGUGGACGCCCGCACCCCCACCCCUCCCGGGCAAGCAGCCCCCAGGACCGCGGGACCGCGCCCAGGGCGGAGAACGGCUGCCCAGGACCCCGAAGCUCGACGCGACCCUCCACGCUUCUGGAGGGGGAUCGGGCCUCUGGACAGGUGGGCGUCCCCUGGCGCCUCUCCAUUCUUCUCUUUCUCUCCUUUUUGGGGGGAGAAACCUCGGAAUUUCUAUGAAGUCCCCCCCCCCCGGGAGGGGGUCUAUUGGGCCCCCGUCCCAUCCCCCGCCAUAUCUCAGUCCCUGUUGGAAUAAAAAAACAAACAAAA
Molecule: messenger RNA, 4443 nt
Organism: Ochotona princeps (American pika)
Lineage: Eukaryota; Metazoa; Chordata; Mammalia; Lagomorpha; Ochotonidae
Gene: GRIK5
Product: glutamate ionotropic receptor kainate type subunit 5
Exons: 20
Coding region: 993-3938 (981 amino acids)
Biological process (GO): monoatomic ion transport; synaptic transmission, glutamatergic; modulation of chemical synaptic transmission
Cellular component (GO): kainate selective glutamate receptor complex; plasma membrane; presynaptic membrane
Molecular function (GO): kainate selective glutamate receptor activity; transmitter-gated monoatomic ion channel activity involved in regulation of postsynaptic membrane potential
Source: RefSeq, a predicted model, not a curated record